Molecule: messenger RNA, 2250 nt
Organism: Nymphaea colorata (pocket water lily)
Lineage: Eukaryota; Viridiplantae; Streptophyta; Magnoliopsida; Nymphaeales; Nymphaeaceae
Product: protein HOTHEAD-like
Exons: 5
Coding region: 103-1851 (582 amino acids)
Molecular function (GO): flavin adenine dinucleotide binding; oxidoreductase activity, acting on CH-OH group of donors
Source: RefSeq, a predicted model, not a curated record
CUCUCUCUCUCUCUCUCUCCCCACUCUGCAUCUCUAUAUAUUGGGAAAAUCAAAUUCUAUGCCUGCAUCGAUUAUUCUUGCGAAACUGGCUGAAAGGUGCCAAUGGCAUUUGUAAUUGCUCAGUUCAAGGUGGCCUUCUUCCUCAAGAUCCUCCUCUGUUUGGCCGUUGUCCAAACUUGUAAAGGGUACCAUGACUACCUCAAGUACCCUUUCAUUCGCCCGGCCACCAGCAUGGCCCGCUCCCCAUUGAACCAGACCUACGACUACAUCAUAGUGGGUGGUGGCACCGCCGGUUGUCCGCUAGCAGCGACACUCUCUCGCAACUUCACCGUGCUGCUUCUCGAGAGAGGCGGCUCGCCCUACGGCAACCUGAACGUGUCGCUCAUGCAGAACUUCCACAUUGGGCUGACGGACAUGACACCAGGCGCGGCUGCGGAGAUGUUCAUCUCCACGGACGGCGUGAUCAACUCGCGGGGCCGAGUCCUCGGCGGGGGCAGCUCCAUCAAUGCCGGGUUUUAUACCCGGGCCAGCCCCCGGUUUGUCAGGCAGGCCGGCUGGGACGGUGCCCUUGUGAACGAGUCCUUCCCGUGGAUCGAACGCCGGAUAGUCCACUGGCCUAAGCUCGCGCCAUGGCAGGCUGCUUUCAGGGACGGGCUGCUGGAGGCGGGCGUGUCGCCCUUCAAUGGAUUCACUUACGACCAUAUCUACGGUACCAAGGUUGGAGGAACCCUCUUUGACCGGCGAGGCAUCAGGAGUACCGCGGCCGACCUCCUCCUGUCCGGUGACCAUGAAAAUCUAGACGUCAUAAUUCGAGCCUCGGUCCAGAAGAUCCUUUUCCGACGACCAAAAGGGAAAGGGAAGCCCAGAGCAGUGGGUGUGAUCUUCAGGGACGAGAACAAGAGAGAAUACAAGGCGCAUGCCAAAGGGGAGGUGAUCGUAACCGCUGGGGCGAUCGGCAGCCCGCAGCUGCUCAUGUUGAGCGGCAUAGGGCCACUAAGCGAGCUAAAGAAGUGGAAGAUACCAGUGGUCCUGAGGCAAGAGUUGGUGGGGAAGGGAAUGGCUGACAAUCCUAUGAAUUCCAUAUUCAUACCCACCAAGAAGCCUGUGGAGAUGUCCUUGAUCCAGACUGUGGGCAUAACGAAGAAGGGCUCCUACAUUGAAGCGAGCAGCGGGUUCGGCAGCACUAAUGACAGCAUUCACUGCAAUCAUGGAAUCAUGUCAGCGGAGAUUGGGCAGAUCUCAACCAUUCCACCAAAGCAGAGGACUCUAGAUGCUAUUCAUGAGUACAGGAAGAGGAAAAGAGACAUCCCAGUAGAGACCUUUAUGGGAGGAUUUCUCCUCGCGAAAAUUAUGGGGCCCCUGUCUACAGGGCACCUUAGCUUAAGUGGCAAGGAUGUGGAACAGAUGCCUGAAGUUACCUUCAACUACUUCCAGCAUCCCAGAGAUCUCAGACGCUGUGUCAAUGGUGUCCGUACUAUGGAACAGAUUGUGAGAUCAAAGAGGUUUGCCGAGUUCACGCAGGACAAUGAGUACACGAUGAAGAUGCUCCUCAACAUGAGUGUGAAGGCCAAUAUCAACUUCAUCCCCAAGAACUCGAAUGACACAUCUUCGCUGGAGCAGUUUUGCAGAGAUUCAGUCACCACUAUCUGGCACUAUCAUGGUGGAUGCCAGAUGAACAAAGUGGUGGACAGCCACUACAGAGUGAUGGGAGUGCAUGGGCUUAGAGUUGUCGAUGGCUCUACGUUCCUCUCUUCCCCUGGAACCAAUCCUCAGGCAACAGUCAUGAUGCUAGGAAGGUAUGUUGGUGUAAAGAUGCUGAGAGGAAGGCUUGGAAGACGAGCAGGCGUGUGAGAAAGGUGGCAGAAGUUGCUACCAAAUAGUGUAGGCCGAGUUGUUGACUCCAGGAAAGACGUGGAAGAGAAAAUGAGAAAGAAAUCCCCUGAUUUUUAUGAUGUAUUGUUGAUUGAGUCUGGUUCCGUCCAUCUUGGUUGGUUUAGAGUAACUAGGAGCAAACUUCGGAUGGAAAAUUCUUCCUGUUUUCUCCUUUUUCAUUUUUGGGGUUCCCUUUUCAGUUUGAUUCGAGAGGAACCAAGUUUCAGUGUUUCACCCAUUGGUGAAAGUGUUCGCCCACUGGUGAAAGUGUUCUACUGUUGUAAAGCAAUUGGAAAUGUUGGGUUGGGGACAUGAAAGAGGCCUUAAGAGGCAUGUUGUUUCCCAUCUCCUUAAUCUGUUUGGGCAUUUUCUGCUUCA